Aegilops tauschii subsp. strangulata is the source of this 1341-nucleotide messenger RNA. NCBI's taxonomy places the organism in Eukaryota, Viridiplantae, Streptophyta, Magnoliopsida, Poales, Poaceae. The record is from RefSeq and is a predicted model, not a curated record.
AUGGACACUGGCGACGGCUCCGGCGGCCUUUCGAGCGGCGACCUGACGGGCUCCACCCCUCCCCCUCCCGCUCCUGUGCUCCCCUCCUCUGACCUCUCCACCCCCGUCCUCACGGCUCCGCCAGCAACCGCCCCUAGCACCAUGAGUCUAGUGACCCUGCCGUCGCCUCCCACCCUCCCUGACAUAGCGUCGUCCUCUGCCACCACCACCCCCUCCAUCCACACGCUCAACAACAUCCACAACCUCAUCCCCUUCAAGCUGGAUGUCCAAACCGGCAGCUAUUCGAAGUGGCGUGAACUCUGGCGCUGCGUCCUCCUCAUGUACUCCGUCGACAGCCAUGUCAACCACUACUCCGACCCACUGCUCCAAACUCCGGCGUGGCGCCACACCGAUCUGACGCUCCUGCUCCUGCUCUACUCCACCAUCGCCGACGGCCUGUACGAGGUUAUCCACGGUGCCGGCAACACCGCGCAUCCCGUCUGGAGCCAACUCCACGAAUUCUUCCUCGCCAACCAACCUGCUCAGGCCGUGCACCUCAGCGCGGAAUUCCGCGCCCUCACCCAAGGAGAUCUCCGCAUCGCCGAGUACUGCGGGCGCCUCAAAGCGCUCACGGACGCCCUGGCCGACGUCGACGAGCCCGUCACUGAUCGCACCCUGACGCUGCCGCUUCUCCGCGGCCUCUCUCGUCGGUACCAGGUGAUCGCCACAGUCAUCCCGAUGCAGACUCCCUUCCCAUCCUUCAACCAGGCCCGUUCCCGUCUUCUUCUGGAGGAAAUCACCCAGGACGCCCGCGAUCGCUCCGACGGCUCCACCGCUCUCGCCAUCGGCCCCGGCGGCGGCGGGGGCUCUGGCGGCUCCUCCGGCCCUUCUCCCUCCACUGGUGACCGUGUCAAGGCUCCCAUGGAGCGUGGCAACAGCAGCGCCGGUGACCGCGGCCGCGGGCACAACGGUGGACGCGGGCGUGGCCGCGGGCGCGGGCACGGCUACAACGGCGGACGCGGUCCGCCUGCUCUUCCUCCCCGCGGCUCCACUCCGUGGAUGGGCUACUUCGCGCCGUGGGGGACGCCCUUCCCGCCGCCGCGCGCUCCCUGGGUUCCCCCCAAUGCAGCCGGGGUUCUCGGGCCUCGACCCGGUGCUGCCCAGCACGCCUACCCCGCGCUGUACGCUGGACCCAGCGCGCCGCCCCAACCCUCUUGGGGUCAGGCGGCGCUCUACUCCGCCAUGAACCAGCUGUCUCUCCAGCAGCCCGGCAACGGCACCGGCGACUGGAUCUUUGAUUCCGGUGCCUCCUCGCACGUCACUGGAUCUAGCCACCAGGACCCCCCUCAUGAGGCGCACUAG